UGAAUCAGUCGUGAAAGGGGCUCUGUAUUGCAUUGCUAGAGACAACUUGGGGUCUCACUGCAUCGGGGGUUUUACGGAAAAUGUCAGUACAUCUCAGUACUUCUGCAGAUAUUGUCUGAUUACUCGUUCUGAAUUUCAGAGUGAAAAUCCAGCUAUCAUUGGACCGGAGCGGACUCCAGAAACAUAUCAAUCUGCCACUGAACAGCUGGAGAGAGAGGAUGUGACUGAAGUACAGGGGAUUAAGUUCAGUUUUCUGUAUUUCAACAGAUAUGAUGGAUACACAAAAGGACAUCCGUGAUGCCAUACGAGCAGUGCUUCCUGGCCUUUCACAGGAAGUUUUGGCUGCUUUAGAGGAUGUGUUGGAGAACCUCGGCACUACAACCACAGAUGAUUUACAAUAUAUCACUGAAGGAGACUUAUUGCCUGUGCUGAAGCCCAUACAGGCCAGAAGACUGGUUGCUGCGUGGGCCCAAAAUAACUCAAUGGCUUCAACUUCAGGCGGGGCAUCCUCCUCUCCACAGUCCGUUCAGUCCUCUCAAUCUGCAGCCUCACUUUCACAACCAUCGUCUGCUGCUAUUUCAUCACCUUCACAGAGCUGCUCCCCAGUUUUGCCAACCUGGGUUGACAGUUUUCAGAUACCGUGGCAGAAGCUCCCGGAAGAGCUGAUACAAACUUUGGAACGACAGAAAAGGCCAAGUGCACGACUUCGAAGACAAAUGGUGAGAAUUAUUGUCUCUGAAAUGAUGCAGAUUUGCAAGAAUCCAACCAAACGCAACACUACUGAAAUAGCAGAAAGGAUGGUGAGCAGAUAUCCAAAGUCACUUAAGGAUGUCAUUGAUGGUGACGUUAUUGGACUUGGUUAUCAUUCCCUGGUAAAACAACUCCAGGGUAGAAUUGAAAAUGUCAAACGACAAUACACACCAAAGAUAACUAAACGCAAGGCAGAAUCAGAUAACAACACUGAUGAGAUACCUGCUGAGCAAAAAGCCAGUGUUCAAGACACGUAUGGCUGUGUCAACUGGGAGCCAAAGUUUUUGCCCCUUUCUGAGACUGUAGAGAGUCAGCUUAAGAGAAAAGAAGACAUGAAAAAGAUGUUUAAAGACCAAAAUUAUGCUGCAGAAGAUGUGAAAGAACUUAUCAAGUCCACCUAUUACACGCAACGAAAGGACAUCAAUAAAGGUACAAGCAUCCUGAAGCUAUGCCAAGAAUGGCCUUUUUUGUUCCACAAAACUGGCAUGGCAGAACACUUCCAGCAACUUACUGGCAUCAAUCUGAUGGAAGCCUUCUUCACCAAUCUGGACAAAAAGGGGGAGCGCAUCCUCAACUUCCUUAAAACUGUUUUUGCUCAGAAAGAAAACGAAGUUCUGGAGUCUCUCCUCAAGUUAGCAAAUGAAAAAGGUCAGUCCAGUGGUUGUACAGAGAUGAUUCUUCUUCUACUUGCUUUUUUUUGA
Molecule: messenger RNA, 1451 nt
Organism: Girardinichthys multiradiatus
Lineage: Eukaryota; Metazoa; Chordata; Actinopteri; Cyprinodontiformes; Goodeidae
Exons: 3
Coding region: 270-1451 (393 amino acids)
Source: RefSeq, a predicted model, not a curated record